UGUCAACAAACAUGAAUAUACAUUUCGUUACACUACCGAAACGAAACGCAAUAUAAUAUUUCGGAGUCCACACUAAUAUUAACAUACAUAAGAUAAAGUGACACUUCAUGUGAAUUCAUAUCCACCCAUAUUAAAAAAUGUGCUGUGGCUGUAACAGGAGAAUACGCUCCCAAGUUGACAUCAUGUCACAUACAUGCUACAGGGGGACAUUUAGACGGUGGUGUUUUGCACACAAUAGCCUACUUGUUGGCGCACCUUCCUCUCAAGCCUUGACACUGAAUGCAUGCACUCUCUUGUAGUCUUCACUGAGAGAUACAGGUAAGUUUUCAGAUCUUGCAGGUAUAUUCACGGUUUCGUUUGCGUUCAAUGUGCAGAUUUGUUUUAAAAUGCAUAAUUGUCUGUUUUACAGUAUUCUUACAAGACAAGGCGUGUGUUCAACAUUUGUGUUAGAUGGCAUCAAAAGAACGCUUCCUCGAGCGACGUGUCGGCUCAUGCCGGAUGAUAGAUAUCCUCAUGGCAACGACACUUGGGGUAACAACGAUUAUUGCAGUCAUACUGAUUGUCUCAGUAACUUCGUCUGCUGCAACACCACCCAAGGAAACGUACACAGCUCCAACAUCAUCUGACGACUGUCUCGACGUGGCUGUGAUUGGCGGAGGCAUCGGGGGCGCCUACACAGGCUGGAGACUGAGGGACAGAGGCCUCUCUAUCUCUGUGUUCGAGUACUCCGACCGAGUUGGGGGCAGACUGUUCAGUACCGAACUGCCUGUUGCACCAGGGACGUACCUUGACUUCGGAGGGAUGAGAUUUAAGAAGAGAGGCCACCCUAUCUUAACCAGAACAGCGACAGAGAUAGGUCUCAGAAUUAUUCCCUUUCCCCUCAGAUAUGGGAUUCCAGAUGAGACGAUCUGGUACGCUCGUGGCAAGCACAUGCGCAAUACUGACUUCGGAACAAGUCGCAUGCCCUAUGACCUUCCCGCAAAUGAAAUGAAGGUUCCUGGUGUAUUGAAAUGGUAA
Haliotis rubra (blacklip abalone) is the source of this 1017-nucleotide messenger RNA. Its product is annotated as aplysianin-A-like. The record is from RefSeq and is a predicted model, not a curated record. Bases 451 to 1017 code for a protein of 188 amino acids. Lineage: Eukaryota; Metazoa; Mollusca; Gastropoda; Lepetellida; Haliotidae. The transcript has 3 exons. Gene Ontology annotation, molecular function: oxidoreductase activity.